Penicillium malachiteum is the source of this 834-nucleotide messenger RNA. RefSeq names its product RTA1 domain-containing protein. NCBI's taxonomy places the organism in Eukaryota, Fungi, Ascomycota, Eurotiomycetes, Eurotiales, Aspergillaceae. The coding region runs from base 1 to 834 and encodes 277 amino acids. The record is from RefSeq and is a predicted model, not a curated record. The transcript has 2 exons. Gene Ontology annotation, cellular component: membrane.
AUGUCUUCCGGCUACGUUCUCUAUAACUACACUCCGUCAGUGGCAGCUGCCGCUAUUUUUGUCAUCAUCUUCGUCGCUGCUACUUGCGGGCAUAUCUUCCUUGCUGCCAAGCAUAAGCUCAGGUUCUUGACGGCUUUCAUCCUGGGCGGUAUAUUUGAGGCCAUCGGCUAUGUAGCCCGUGCAGUCAAUGCGAACCAAACACCAGACUAUUCUGUCAUGCCUUAUGCGCUACAAAGUCUCUUCAUUCUUCUCGCCCCCUCAUUCUUUGCGGCAUCUGUCUAUAUGAUCCUUGGUCGCAUCAUUCGCCAAGUCGAUGGGAAUUCCAACUCUCUUAUCCGCGCAAGUCGAUUAACAAAGAUUUUCGUUUGUGGCGAUGUGUUAUCCUUUUUUAUCCAAAGUGCCGGAGGUGGAAUGCUUUCUAGUGCCAACUCGACAAGUAGCCUUAACUUAGGUGAAAAAAUCAUCGUGGCCGGUUUAAUCGUUCAAAUUCUCUUUUUCGGGUUCUUUGUCAUUGUCUCGGUUGUCUUCCACAAGCGUAUGAAUGCGCAUCCAACUUCAAUGUGGCUCAGCUCUUCGAUCCGAUGGGAGCGAUAUAUGUACGUGCUUUACACUGGAAGCACCAUGGUUAUGGUUCGUUGCAUCUACCGAGUCAUCGAGUACCUUCAGGGAUCAUCGGGCACUCUGCAGAGCCAUGAGUACUUUGCGUAUAUCUUCGAUGCCACUCUGAUGCUUUUGGUUAUGGUGAUUUUCCUUUGGAAACAUCCUCAUCAAAUCAUGAUCAAAGAUCCUCAACAGGCAGAUGAGACGGAACUUAUUUAUGGACGCCUAGGCUGA